AAAGAUCGGAUAUAACUUAAAAGAAGCAGCAUUCUAAUCACUACAUAUUGGACGUGGGUCUCCUUUGACAUCAGAAAGUAAAAAUGAGGUUGUCAUGGGAACUGCUCGUACUGCAAUCGUUCAUGUUGUGCCUUGCAGAUGAUAACAUACUGCAUGGACCAGUUUUUAUCCAGGAACCAAGCAGCGUGAUUUUUGCACUUGACUCUGAAGAAAAAAAAGUUAAACUGAACUGCGAAGUAAAAGGAAAUCCUAAGCCAACUAUAAGGUGGAAGUUAAAUGGAACCAUUGUUGACAUUGGUAUGGAUUACCGCUACAGUGUGGUUGAAGGAAGCUUGUUGAUCAAUAAUCCCAAUAAAACUCAAGAUGCUGGAACAUACCAGUGCAUAGCAACAAAUUCAUUCGGAACAAUUGUUAGCCGAGAAGCGAAACUGCAAUUUGCUUAUCUUGAAAAUUUCAAAACCAGGACGAGGAGUACAGUUUCAGUCCGACAAGGACAGGGAAUGGUGUUGCUUUGUGGACCUCCACCACAUUCCGGAGAAUUAAUCUAUGCCUGGAUUUUCAAUGAAUAUCCAACUUUUGUGCACCAGGAUAAUCGUCGCUUUGUUUCGCAAGAGACUGGGAAUUUAUACAUAGCUAAAGUAGAGAAAUCGGAUGUGGGAAAUUAUACAUGUGUCGUGACAAACACAGUAACAAAUACCAGAGUGCGAGGGCCUCCUACGCCUUUAAUCUUGAGAAAUGAUGGAGUGAUGGGAGAAUAUGAGCCAAAAAUCGAAGUGCAAUUCCCAGAAACGGUUCCAUCUGCCAAAGGAACAACUGUGAGGCUGGAGUGUUUUGCAUUGGGAAACCCAGUUCCUACAAUCAGCUGGAGAAGAACAGACGGAAAGCAAAUCCCUAAAAAAGCUCGGAGACACAAAUCAAGCAGCAUUCUCGAAAUCCCCAACUUUCAGCAGGAAGAUGCUGGCAUGUACGAAUGCGUAGCUGAAAAUGUGAGAGGAAAGAACGUGGCCAGAGGCCAACUAACAUUUUAUGCUCCUCCCAACUGGAAUCAGAAAAUAAGUGAUAUUCAGGUGGCUAUAGAAGAAAGUAUCUACUGGGAAUGUAAGGCAAAUGGCAGACCGAAGCCUUCUUACAACUGGCUGAAGGAUGGUGAACUUCUUCUCCCUCAGGAAAGACUUCACAUAGAACAUGGGACACUUACCAUUCCCAGCGUGAAUCUCUCUGACACUGGCAUGUAUCAGUGUGUGGCAGAAAAUAGAUAUGGAGUCAUCUAUGUCAGCGCAGAACUGAGCGUAAUUGCUGUGGGUCCAGAUUUCUCCAAAACCUUCUUAAAAAAAAUAACUUUUGUUAAAGUUGGUAGUGAUGCAACCAUUGAAUGUAAGCCUAAAGCUUCGCCAAGGCCAACUUUUACUUGGAAGAAAGGAAAAGAGAUCAUAAAGGAAAGUGAGAGGCAUACUCUUUUGGAAGAUGGAACUCUAAAAAUUGCCAAUGUUACCAAAGCAGAUGCUGGGAGUUAUACAUGUAUAGCAACAAAUCAUUUUGGCGUAGCCAGCAGCACUGGGAACCUGAUAGUAAAAGAUCCAACACGAUUUGUGGUGGCACCUACCAGCAUGGAUGUCACUGCUGGUGAAAGUAUACUUCUGCCUUGCCAAGUAUCUCAUGAUCAUCCACUAGACAUUGUCUUUACUUGGUCAUUUAAUGGACGUCUGAUAGACUUUGAAAAAGAUGGAGAUCACUUUGAAAGAGUUGGAGGGCAGGAUUCAGCUGGUGAUUUGAUGAUCAGAAGCAUCCAGCUGAAUCAUGCUGGAAAAUACGUCUGCAUGGUGCAAACAAGCGUGGACAAACUAUCAGCUGCUGCAGACCUGAUUGUAAGAGGUCCCCCAGGUCCUCCUGAAGCUGUGACAAUUGAUGAGAUAACAGACACUACAGCUCAGGUUUCUUGGAGACCAGGAGCAGAUAAUCGCAGUCCCAUUACAACAUACGUUAUUCAAGCAAGAACUCCAUUUUCUGUUGGAUGGCAAGGAGUAAAUACAG
Molecule: messenger RNA, 2031 nt
Organism: Thamnophis sirtalis
Lineage: Eukaryota; Metazoa; Chordata; Lepidosauria; Squamata; Natricidae
Source: RefSeq, a predicted model, not a curated record